UAUGUUUACAUUUCAAUGUCCAUACUCUGUUUCUGUUUUAUCCUUCCACCACUUCAGUGGGUUUUUUCACUGUGCUUCAUCGAGCGUUACCACAGAUACAUACAUUCUUCUCAGUCUCACUGGUUGACAACAGAGGAAAGGACCCAAGUUUUACUUGACAUCAAAGCUUCAGGAUGGUCUGAGCUGGGUGAAAGAGAUGCCAUCUACAAAGAGUUCAAUUUCAAAACUUUUAAUCAGGCUUUUGGAUUUAUGACACGAGUUGCUCUGCAAGCAGAAAAGAUGAAUCAUCAUCCCGAGUGGUUCAAUGUGUACAACAAGGUUCAGAUAACUCUUAUUUCCCAUGAUUGUGGAGGACUGACCAAAAGAGAUGUGAAGCUGGCUCAGUUUAUUGACAAGGCUGCUGCUUCUGUGUAGUAACUGAAUGUUGAAAAUAGCAUGGCCUUCAGACUGCUUUAUAUUUGAAUUUUAUCAUUAAUUCAGUGAAAUGUCCCACAUUCUAAGUUGCUGCUGGACCUUGUAUUAUAAAAUGAUUUGUAAUAAGACUAGUUUAGCAGCAGCAGCAGCAUUAAAAAAAAAAAAAA
Pelodiscus sinensis (Chinese soft-shelled turtle) is the source of this 581-nucleotide messenger RNA. The record is from RefSeq and is a predicted model, not a curated record. Lineage: Eukaryota; Metazoa; Chordata; Testudines; Trionychidae.